AGAUUCCACUACCAUCUACGCCCUCAAAACAAGUCACACAUACAACCAUCGAAACAAGGGAAAAUAAUAUAAUACCCACACGAAAUGAUUCAACGAAUGCAUUACAAAAAGACAUUCAUUCGAUGAAAGCAGAUCUGCUGGGUAGUGGUGCAUCGUCGGCUUCUUCAUCGCACUCUGCCACAAUUUCCAUGUCUGCGGGAAAUGGCAAUGGUAUGUCUGCGCUGGGAGGGGCGAGUAUAAAUGCAGUCGAUCGCAAAGGCACGCUGGCUAUUGGCAAAAGUAUGUAUUAUACCGAACAACCCCCGAAGCAAUUGGAUGGCUCUGCAGCUGGCAGAUUACACAAGUCUCCAAGCAUUUUUUAUUUGUGCAGAUUUGCACUAAUUUUUUUACUCCUAAGAAAUCGCUCAUAA
This is a messenger RNA of Rhagoletis zephyria (snowberry fruit fly), 410 nucleotides long. RefSeq lists its product as uncharacterized. The record is from RefSeq and is a predicted model, not a curated record. Lineage: Eukaryota; Metazoa; Arthropoda; Insecta; Diptera; Tephritidae.